Messenger RNA from Ochotona curzoniae (black-lipped pika), 1863 nucleotides. RefSeq names its product N-acetyllactosaminide alpha-1,3-galactosyltransferase-like. Lineage: Eukaryota; Metazoa; Chordata; Mammalia; Lagomorpha; Ochotonidae. The record is from RefSeq and is a predicted model, not a curated record. Gene Ontology annotation, molecular function: hexosyltransferase activity. Gene Ontology annotation, cellular component: Golgi apparatus; vesicle; membrane. Gene Ontology annotation, biological process: carbohydrate metabolic process. The transcript has 3 exons. Bases 277 to 1338 code for a protein of 353 amino acids.
AUUGUGAACUAGGAGAAACCCAUCUGAGGCUAAUUGUCAAAUCUGGGCUCCUAAGAGAACAGGAUAUUUAAGGCUAACCUUAGAGAGAAAGUAGGGAUAAAUUUCCAUCGUGAAAGAAAAGACGAUGUUCAGUGCUAUGGGUAAAUCUGCAGAUGAGGUGGCCCAAAGUUGAGGGAGCUUUCCUCUGAUGUUUAUUUUCUCUGUGAGUUAGAAGAAUGAGAACAAAGGAGAUAAAGAUUUCCAGCAGCACAGAGAGUUGAGCUAAAAUUACAAAUUAUGAUUUUUUUCAUGCCACCAGCAUCAAAGCUCAUCAUUGUUUUUCUUAUUGUUUCACUCUCAUUUUUCAUUUUGCUGCAUCUUAAUGCACCAUGUAAAUCAUUAAGUGAUUUUAUAGACAGUUACCUCAAACUCUGGUUCUGGCAGAUAUGGUGUAACUCUUGGCAUUAUUUUCCUUCUAGGUAUCUGAAAACUCAGCCUAAGUUACAGCCUUCGGACUGGUUCUAUCCUAUGUCACACAUGAACAUGACCAUGACCACAUGGUCAGCUCCUAUUGUGUGGCAUAACACUUACAAUGAGUCCGUCUUGGAAAAUUACUACGCAGAACAUAAAAUUACUGUGGGGUUGAUUGUGUUUGCUGUGGGAAGAUAUUUGGAUUACUAUUUGGCUGACUUUCUGAUGUCAGCUGAUGAGUAUUUUAUGGUUGGCCAGAGAGUCAUAAUUUAUGUGAUGCUAGAUGACUUCUCCAGGAUGCCGCUGAAAUACCUGAGUCGCUUCCGCACCUUCAAAGUUUUUGAAAUUAAACGAGAGCCGCGAUGGCAAGAUAUCAGUAUGAUGCGCAUGAAGAUCAUCAGCGACCAUAUUGUUGACCACAUCCAGUAUGAAGUUGACUUCCUCUUCUGCAUGGAUGUGGAUCAGUACUUCCAAAACAAUUACGGGUUGGAGACUCUGGGAGAGUCGGUAGCUCAGCUACACACUUACUGGUAUCGGAAAAAUCCCAUCUCAUUUCCUUAUGAGCGGAAUCAGUCAUCCGAGGCUUACAUACCCAUGGGGAAAGGGGAUUUUUAUUACCAUGCUGCUGUUUUUGGUGGCACUCCCACACAGGUUCUUGAUAUUACCACGCAGUGUUUUGAGGGAAUAAUGAAGGACAAAAAGAAGAACAUUGAAGCAGUAUGGCAUGAUGAAAGUCACUUGAACAAAUACUUUUUUCUCCAUAAACCCACAAAACUCUUAUCCCCAGAAUACUGCUGGGAUUUUCAGCUCAAACAGAAUUCUGAUAUUAAUGUUGUCAAAAUUGGUUGGCAUAUGAAGAGCUAUAAUUUUACUAGACAGAAACUAUGAUUUUAUAGCUCUUCCUUCUUGUUCCAAACUUAAGAGCAUUGUUUUGCCCCAUACCGUAGAAAAUUAGCACUUGACAACUUUUACCACUAAGAUAUCGCUAACAAAAUGGCAAGCCUACCAACAUCAUUUUUGGUCACGUAACAUGGGAUACAAGAGUUGCAGAAUGAGUUUAUAUAAAUCAUCUAGAGAUUUAAUAAUUUAUAUUUUGUGUCAAUGUUGAAGAAACAGUAGGUUACAGUGAACAAAAUGGCUUCUGCUACCAGAAGAGGAAGCCAGAAAUAUUUUAAAGGAUCAAAAUUUGUUAUAAUACUUCAGGAAAGGAGUUAUGUGAAGGCAUGGGAGAAGAAGGAUUCUCGCAACCAAACUAAAUAUGCCCUAUCUAUCAAACUUUGAGGAUAUGAAGACCACCACCAGACAGGCCUACAGCUAUUUAGGAAAACUCAGAGUCAUUAAAGGAGAGCAAUAUAAUUUCCAAGUACAAACUGUUAUAAAAAGCAAUGAAAAGAAAAUAAAAAUGUAAUGGGA